Messenger RNA from Aspergillus thermomutatus, 1110 nucleotides. Its product is annotated as DUF92 domain-containing protein. The coding region runs from base 1 to 1110 and encodes 369 amino acids. The record is from RefSeq and is a predicted model, not a curated record. The transcript is spliced from 4 exons. Gene Ontology annotation, cellular component: membrane. Lineage: Eukaryota; Fungi; Ascomycota; Eurotiomycetes; Eurotiales; Aspergillaceae.
AUGAAACCCAUCAUCGCCGUACCCGCCGUCCUGGCGCUCGUUCACCGCGCCUGGUCACGCAAGUCCCUCACCCCACUGGGUAUCCUCGCCGCAGCCUUGACCGCGAUCGCGCACGUCGUGCAUCCAUGGUCCGCGCCGUUUGCGCUGCUCGUGGUGUUCUAUCUAGGUGGAACGAGGGUCACAAAGGUCAAACACGGGGUCAAGGCCCGCCUUACGCUCUCCGCGACCGGCGCCGAGGGCGGCGAGGGCCAGCGGACUCAUAUCCAGGUGUUGGCGAACUCGAUCGUCGCGACGGUGCUGAUCCUGCUGCAUGCGCGUGUUCUGGCUAGCGGCCAAGAGGAGGGGUGUUUUUCGCUCGGUCGUCGGGCGGGAGAUGUACUGGUUGUGGGGAUUGUGGCGAACUACGCUGCCGUCGCUGCGGAUACGUUCUCCUCUGAGCUGGGGAUUCUCUCCAAGUCGAAGCCGCGGCUGAUCACGUCGCCUACGCUCCGGGUUGUGCCGCCCGGCACGAAUGGUGGCGUUACGGCUACGGGGUUGUUGGCUGGGGUGCUGGGGGCGUUUACGAUUGCGGUGACGUCGGCCAUACUCGUCCCUUUUUGCUCGAGGGAGGCGUCUGGGGUGGUGAGUCGCGUGCAGUGGGUCCUGGCUGUGACGGUUUGGGGCACUUUGGGAAGUGUGCUGGACAGUAUCCUGGGUGGGCUGUUGCAGGCGAGCGUGGUUGAUAAGCGCAGCGGGAAGAUUGUCGAGGGCACUGGUGGUGGAAAGGUCCUCGUCCAUCCCUCGUCGGCCCGGCCUGGCGGCACGGCGGAGGUGUCGGGCUUCUCUCACAGUCCUGACGGGAGCGUACACCUCCGCAAUACGGAGGAGGUUGCGAAUGCUGCCGCGUUGAAGGGCUCUCGGGCUACGGGGACUUCGAGGGGCAUGUCGCCGGGGCGGGCCACGGAGCCGCAUCAUGAGAGCCGGCGUGUCGAGAGUGGAUGGGAUGUGCUGGAUAAUAAUGCUGUGAAUGUUUUGAUGGCGCUUGUGAUGAGUGUGGGCGGUAUGCUUGUUGCAUGCUGGGCGUGGGAUUUCUCAAUCGGUGACAUUGGACGAUCGAUUGGAGUCAUUUGA